Messenger RNA from Acanthamoeba castellanii str. Neff, 2184 nucleotides. Its product is annotated as protein kinase domain containing protein. Gene Ontology annotation, biological process: protein phosphorylation. The record is from RefSeq and is a predicted model, not a curated record. Bases 1 to 2184 code for a protein of 727 amino acids. Gene Ontology annotation, molecular function: ATP binding; protein kinase activity. Lineage: Eukaryota; Discosea; Longamoebia; Acanthamoebidae. The transcript has 13 exons.
AUGGAUUCCGCUACGACGGAUCGCCACCAGUUUGUAUCGGCCGAGAUGGAGGACUACCUGGGCCAGAUGCGCAGUAUCAGCCAGCAGCAGAAGCUCGUGGAGACCAACAUACGCGCCCGGUUCGCGCAAGCCAUCGCCAACGGCUUCGAGCGCCGCACGGCCGACGAGCUGAUCUCGCUCGACGCUGAGGACGAGCGGCUGGGCCAGGAGUACGUGCGGCUCCACGAGCUCUACAAUUCUGCCGCUCUCGACGAGCGGCGCAGCCAGAUGCUCCUGGCAGCACGCAACGCCGGCAAGACCAACGUCUUUCCUUCGCCUCAUCCACCCCUCGCUGCUCGCCCCAUGAGCGAGAGGCACGCUUACCUCUUGCCCAGCACACCACCUACCAACCAUUGUAUUGACUGGGAGUUGGCGCGUGACGAGAUCAAGCUUGAGGACGUCACACUGGGCAAAGGCGCGUUUGGCACGGUGACCAAGCUGGUGGUCUCAACUGGCGUACAUCUGCGCCAGGGCGUACUGCGGGGCAAGACGGUGGCGGUGAAGUCGUUGCCGAUCGUGUGGAGCCGCAACGGCGAAAUCGGCCAACGCACCACCGAGGUGCUCAACGACUUCCGUAACGAAUGCGCCGUGAUGAGCAAAUUGUUGCACCCGAACGUGUUGCUGCUGAUGGGCGUCUGCAUCGAGCAAGCGACGGACACGCUGCUCAUGGUGACCGAGCUCAUGGAGAACGGAUCCAUGUUCGACCUGCUCCACCGGGGCAAGACGCGGCUGGCCUUCAAACAGCGGAUGCGCGCCGCCAAGGACUGCGCCCUCGGCAUGAACCACCUCCACCUCAACAAGCCCCACCCCAUCCUGUCGCCGGUGUACGGACUGAAGGACACGAAAAGCGUGGGCGGCACGCCUUUCUACAUGUCGCCCGAGGCGCUCAAUGAGCACCCUCCCGAUGCCAAGUCCGACGUCUACGCGUUCGCCAUCAUACUGUGGGAGCUGGUGACACAGAAGGUGCCCUACACGGACGAGAAGUUCCGUACCGAUGCGCUCGGCCUCGCUCAGCUCUACUGUCACGUCGUCGAGGAGAAGAAACGACCAGUGGUUCCGCAUGAUUGUCCGCCGAAGCUGGCCAAGUUGAUUGAGCAAUGCUGGGCGCAUGACCCCGCCGACCGGCCCACGUUCCAGGAGAUCCUCGACUCCCGUAUUCUCGACGAAGUGGUGCUGGACGAUGCCAUAUCGGAGGUGAACGCGCUGGGCCGUGCGUUCUGGCGGGACUCGUUCGUGCACCAGAAGGAGCUGCUGCUGGCGGUCGAGUGGCCCGUGUUUGCGCGUGCGCUGGCGUCGUGGUGCGGCAUCAGGACUGCCGACGGCGAUUUGGAAAAGGACAUCCGAUGGAAGGCCCUCCACAUGGUCCUCGUCCCAGAUCACACGUCACAGGUGACGCUGGAGAGGUUCAGUGCGGUGCUGGAGUGGUUUGGGCCGUUCGCCAAGGGCGACAAGCUGUUUAAGAACGUCCUCACCACGAUCCGCAUCAAGGGCUUCUAUGGCGACGCGUCGUCGGAGCAGAUGGGCAUCUUGCUGGCGGGCAAGGCCGUCGGUUCGUACGUCAUCCGCUUCAGCGGCCUGCAACCGGGCUUCUUCACCAUCACCACUCUCGCCUCCAAAGACAACAUCCAGAGCUUCCGCAUCAGUCAUUCGCCGGGGCGGGGCUACUGGCUGAAGGAGGACCAGGUGUUCCCCACGCUGAAGAAGCUGGUCAAGACCUACCAGGCCACCCUGGGCCUCCUCGCGCCGCUGACGGGGUCCAAGUACCGCCAGCUGCUGGUCGAGUUCCGGGAGGGCGAGCGAGACAACGUCUACGACGUGCUCACCCCCGCGCCCGUCGACCUGCUGCCCGUCCUCUCCCCUCGCUCGUCAGUCCCUCCCGCGAAACGGCCGUCCGCCACCUCCUCCCCAUCCGGUAGCAGGGAGGUGGCGGCCCUGUCGAGCAGCAAGGAGAAGAAGAAGGAAAAGGAGAAGGAAAAGGAGAAGAAGGCGAAGAAGGAGCACAAGGCGGCCCUGUCGAGCAGCAAGGAGAAGGAGAAGGCCAAGCAGAAGAGGAAGGAGGAGAAGGAGAAGGCCAAGACGGAGAAGAGCAAGGAGACAAGCCUGCGGAAGAGCAGCAAGAAGCCAACAAACAGCCUGGGCGACUAG